CACUGUUGGUCUUGCUGAGAGCCCUAGCUGUAGUGUGGUGGUGGUGGUGGUAUUGCUGUGGUUGAUUGUGUGGUGGUAGUAUUUAAGGGGAAGACUUGAGUUACUAGACUUGCUGUGGUGAUCGUUAUGGUACACAGGAAGUCAACCUAUAGGCUUAUGUUCAGGAACUACGGCGCUGAGGUGAGGCAGAAGGUGUGGCACGAGAACAACUCACUCAGAAUGAGACGACGGGAAGAAGAAAUGUCGCACCAAUCGAUCGAGGAAAGUGAUUCAGAUUGUGUGUGUGACGAAGAAGACGACGAGGAACCAGAGCCGCCUGUAAGAAAAUAUGGAAUAUCUAAACUAACAGGAACUAAACGAAUAUUAAACAGAUCCGAUGAACAGAUGCGACCUCAUCACUUGUCUUUCCAAGAUGAGCAGCGGGACCACCACCCCAACCACCAGCCUCCUGUACCAAGACUUUACUUCUCCCCGGAACAAUCGCCAAGAGCGUCCCAGCAGCCGAGUACACCGAAUGACACAGGGAUCAGCAUCAUCGGGGACGGCACGAGUGAGAAAUUCGACGACAGUAGAGGCAGCAUGCCCAAUCUGAACCUAACCAAAGACACUGGUGAGAGCACUAAGUCCGUGCCAGAACCCAGGAGCAAGUCUCAAAUAUCUGGCGACCAAUUAGGGGUCAUGAGGCCUGGGAGUCGGGUGAGAGAAUACGACCUCAUACCAGCGGUGUCGGAGAACAGUAAUGCGCCGGGAAGAGGAGCAACAUUAGCCAAGUCUGGUCUGGCGAAAAGUCACCUCUAUCCUCUCACCUCAAAGCUGUCUAGAACCACCAGGAGAAACUUCCACGAGCGAGACAAGAUUAACUACGUGCCAUAUGGAACCGGUGCAUCAGUGAGGACUCUCGGAGACAAGACCUCAUUUAACAUACACCUAAAUAAAGACCGGGUCCGGCCAACAUCCCUGACGGCGUCAUCUCUACGAAACAGAGAAAUAGAACGGCUGAUCAGGAAGCAGAAACAGAUGACGUUGGAUGACUGGAGGGACAAAGGCCAAAUGGGCCAGCCCGUCAACCACUCAAGCCUCUGGGCGACUGACACUGACAACAAAAUUUUCUCCUCUAAGGCAAGACGGAGAGAGAGAGUGGCGAGCGCACCGAGUAGAGUCGAAGUUUUUUCAAAUUACUGUAAACAUUGUGGGGGGAAGAAAUAACUUUAUACAUCGGUCAAUACGUAUCUUUUCUGUGGCCUGAGAGAUCGUAGAGCCUUUUACGUUUAGUAGCUUCAUGAUUGUGAUCCUUUACUGAUGAAGUGGGCCACAUUUCCAAUAGAUUAGUUUAGACCAGGUUAAGCUAGGUAAGCUAUUUUAGUCAGUUAUUAAUAAAAAUGGAAACAUGACCAAUUGAGGUUUUCCUGUGUAAUUUGAAAAUUUACAAGAGUUAUAUUAUGUUCAUAUUUAAAAUUAUUUAACUGGAAUAUUUUAUGUCCAUAUUUUUAUCAUAGCCAGGAGGAUGAUGAUGUAGUUGUUGACCUUUGUGACGGUAAAUGACCACCAAAUUGGGUCAAACUUUUACAACCUAGUGAUAGGGAGUAAAUCUGGACUUGUAAACAAUGCUUUCUCAAGUUGGUGACUAUCAGCUGGUAAGGUUUAAGUCAGGGUAAAUACUGUACUGUACUUCUCAGUGGAACUAUAAUGUACAGUACCAGUUCAGGUAACUAGUAGGUAUAAAAGUGGAUUUUAAUUUAUAUUAUACUGAGCCUUUGUUUAAAUGACAGCUAUUCCACUUAUCCAUUGUUAUAUCUACAAGGUGGCUGUGUGUGAUGGACAGUCUGCUCCUGGUGAGGUGUUCGUUGUGGUAUAGUGCACGAAGAUGUGAUUGUUUUAGAAUGUCUGAUUAUUAUUGAUCAGUGUAUAGAAUUUCUUAGAAUUAUUUUUAUAAUGACUUUUUAACUAGAUUUUUUAUUUUAUUUAUUAAGACCAGAGGCAACUUGUGAAGGAAGACCGUGUUAUGGUCUUCAGUGUAUUUUGUAUGGUGAUAUAUUUAAUAUAUACUCUGGUAACAGGUUUUAUCUCAGAAACUGACAGGACCUAUCGGUAGUAAUUUACUGUGAUGUUCUCGAAGCCGAACUCUGGUUAUAUUGACGACUAGGUGAUCACUUCCUCACCCCCCCCCACUUGAAUACACCACCCUGCACCUCCUCCUCCUCCUCCACCUCGACCUUCCUCCUUCUCAAUCUCCACCUCUACCCUCCUCCUUCACCACCACCACCUUGGCCCUCCUUCACCUAACCUAACCUCCCCAAAGAUGUGAUCUCCUUUCUCACCUUAACAUCUCCCUCUUUUAUGCUUCAGUCUCCCAGAAUUGUCUAAUGCUACUAAAAUUUUGUUUGUGUGGCUGUCUGACAAAGAGUUAUGGUGUAAUGUCAAAACUAAUCACUGCCAUUUAAAGAUGUCAAAAUAGAUACACAGUUAGACGUUCAUCCAUCAUCAUAUUAUAAGUCUAAAAUGAUGUAUGGUAGUGAAACAUACGAUGACUUAACUCCCUGAUUACUGUUGUCACACUCAAGGAAGUAAGCAAUAUACUGAAGAGGUUAAGUCAUUACAGUAUAUUCAAAGGUAAUCACUUGGAAUAGAGUAGAAGGGAUUUUGAAAUACUAAUAAACCUCCUAUGAUUAUUUUGAUAUUUUAUGAUUCUGAAGAAGACUCCCCCUUUCGUUGACAUGUUUUACCUUUAUACAGUACAGGUGACCAUUAAUUAUCUUACCUAUUAUGAAUAUCAAUAAACUCAAAAAUAUUAUAGAUAUUUCAUAAUGGUUUUAUUAUACUUGAAUAACUCAUAAGUUUCUUCUUCUUGUCUUAGCAGAUGCCAACAUAUAAACCAUGGUCAAUCCAUGAUAUUUUUGAGGUUAUUAACUCUUUCCCUACGGGGAAGUCACUUUUAAUAUUUUACUUAACUAACACCAGAUGAUUUUAUUCAGCACAGACCCCCCCCCCCACCUCAAGUACACAAGGGGUUAGUAACAGGCACACACAUUCAUUCAAAAGGACAGUGUUUUAUUUAUGCACACUUUCACUUUAACCCUUUGAGGCCAGGGGGGUUUAACCAUUAUCCUCAAAGGGUUAAACCAUCAUCGUAAAGGGUAUAAUUUCCUUGUGCAGAUAAUCUUUCAGGUACAGUCCUCAGUUUAAGUGAUAUUGCCUAUGCAUAAACUUAAUGUAAUUUGAUGGUGGGAUAUUGUGUGUGGUUCCUGGAGGGUGAUGCUAGUCGGGUGUAUCUUGUUGUGAGUGGAGGAAAGUUGUUUAUUGGUGUAUGUAUGAUAAGGUUCCCGGACAGUGCCAUAACUCUUGUAUUUAAUGUAUACAGUGAAGCUUCUAUUUAACAUACUAUAUGAAGAGGAAAGUCCGUUAUAUCGAGGGUCCGUUAGAUGUGAGACCUCCCUCUAACGGAUUGUAUGGAGAUAGAAGUCCGUUAUAUUUGAGGUUUGUAAGGGUACUGUAUUUGCUGGCUGUUGCUGUCCUCUGACUAUUGUAAUGUCCUCACCUAGAAUUACUGUCAACACAGCCACUGUACUUAAACUCCUUUUUCACUUUUAGCUGCUGUGCCCUUUUCAUUAAUUCCCACACCUGAGUCCGUCCCAUAUCCGUGUUCUGUCUCUCCCAGUAUCGUCAAGAGGCAGCACCCAUGACUAUUGUAUCCGAUGCGUCAAUCACUACGACACAAAAUGCACAAAUAUGAAAAAAAAUAAACAAAACCACAGGAUCAUCUCACCUGCUUAGAUGACGUACAGAAUUAAUUGCUAAGCAUUAACGCCGAUGUACAGUUGCGGACAAAAUUCACCGAACGUUUGGCAAUAUCUGGCAUCCACUUCUGGGUUAUUUAUAUGAUUGGUUUAUAUCUUAUAGCGCUACUUUUUGUCUCAUAUUAUGUCGGAACCACAAAAAAAACUCCUUUAAACACAAAGAAAAAUAUGAGAAAAUACCUCAAGAUUCCAAUCCCCUUCACUUAAUGUUCCUCAAGUACCUACAUGCUAGAUACUACCAAGUGUCCAGGUAAUUUUGAUCACAACUUUACCUUAUAACUUCAGAGUACCAUAAUGGACCGUAAUAUUCUGCUCAAUACACGCUAUGCUUACUACGACUAAGGCUGUGAUGUAGUCAGCUCCUACAGGGUGACAAAGUAUCAAAUGUUGUAUGAUUGUCAGGUGUUAGUUGGUGCGGUGAAGCAGAAGUUACAGCAACGACGGCCGAGCUCUGUGAUGUGAGAGGAGUUUGUUGGUCUAGAUGGUUAACUAUAGAGUAUUAGUGAUUUUUGAGAGUUUUAUGUUUUGAGGUGUCAAGUACUGUGUGUGAAUCAUCAAAAGGUGUCAAGUACUGUGUGUGAAUCCUCAAAAGGUGACAAGUACUGUGUGUGAAUCAUCAAAAGGUGUCAAGUACUGUGUGUGAAUCCUCAAAAGGUGACAAGUACUGUGUGUGAAUCAUCAAAAGGUGUCAAGUACUGUGUGUGAAUCAUCAAAAGGUGUCAAGUACUGUGUGUGUGAAUCAUCAAAAAAAGGUGUCAAGUACUGUGUGUGAAUCCUCAAAAGGUGACAAGUACUGUGUGUGAAUCCUCAAAAGGUGUCAAGUACUGUGUGUGAACUACAGUACUUACAGGUGUCAGUAUAUCAGGUGUAAGCUGCAGGUAGGGGAUACAGUAAUUUCUUAACCCCUUCACUAUGGGAAUGCCACUUUUAAUAUUUUAUUUGGCUAACGUCAGAUGAUUUUUAUUCAGCACAGAGAGGACCCUAUACAGAGUAGAAAAAUAUUCAUACAAGGAUGAGGAUAUUUUGUCCUUACCAAAUACAAAGCUGUAAUAAUCUGUAUGUACGCACUUGAUCUCACUAAUAAAUGUAUUUCUGAAA
Messenger RNA from Homarus americanus (American lobster), 4892 nucleotides. RefSeq lists its product as uncharacterized. The record is from RefSeq and is a predicted model, not a curated record. The coding region runs from base 127 to 1206 and encodes 359 amino acids. The transcript is spliced from 6 exons. Lineage: Eukaryota; Metazoa; Arthropoda; Malacostraca; Decapoda; Nephropidae.